Parnassius apollo (apollo) is the source of this 537-nucleotide messenger RNA. Lineage: Eukaryota; Metazoa; Arthropoda; Insecta; Lepidoptera; Papilionidae. The record is from the annotation of a GenBank genome assembly.
AUGGUAGAGCAACCCGCAAACGUGAAUACCCCAGUUGUGGUUGAUUCAAACGAUGAUGGAACAGUUGCCCAGGAACUGGAAUUAGAGCAUAUGAGGAGUACAUUGGAAGAGGCGAUUGUGGAAACUCGCAGUACGCCUCUCGAAAAUCGACCGCGACUUCCCCGCAUAGCCCUAAGCAAGCGGAAUCGGGCUGUCGUGAGGGCUCUGAACCCAAUGCUGGUGACCUAUUUGGAAGCCAGCCGGGACCUUUGCGAGACGGACUCAAUUCUUUUUGGCGCCGCGCUGGCAGUCUGCCGUAUCAUAGGCGCCAAGUUUUCCACGGCUGGACGUGCUACUGGCCAUAGUAGCGCUAUCCCAGCACGGAGAAGAAGAAUUGAGGAACGUAUCGCAAAGGCUAGAGCUCUCAUAGGCAGACUGAUAUGCUUCAGAUCAGGCAACAACAGGUCAAGAAUUGUGCGCACCGUCAGGAUGGCGUUUGCUGGGACAAAUGUCAGAGUUAGAAAGCGCCGAACAACCGGAGAUAACAUGCCUAAGUGA